AGAAAAGCUCUCGGCAUAUCAGCCUCAAAGUCAAACUCCUGCCACCAAGUAACUGGAUUCCCGGGGAAAUUUCUUCCUUAGUGUCCCGGUUGAUCCACUUUAUAGGACGCGAUCACGGGUGAAAUGGAGAAGUAAAAGGAGCACUUUCCCAACAGCUACCUUCGUAUUGCAUAUCAAUAAAACUGGUACAAGUGACAUAAUAUUAUAGCUUCUCUUCGCCUUUUUGUCUCGUAGGUGGUGGAAGAACUUUGAACUUGAACUUGGAAACGAUCACGGUAGAUGUAGUUGCACAAGCCAUUACUCGUUACAGGUGAUGAUGAACGCAGAAGCUCGCUGCUUCAAGUCUUGUCUAGCCCUUCGACCACGGUGCUAAGACCGUUAUUUGCAGACCGUGUACGUAGAGCAGUGGAAGACCAAACGGAAGGAAGGCAAGAUGGCACCAAUAAGAAAGAAGAUCAAGAAUUUGAAGCUUGGCGAUCACAUCUACGUCAAGAAGAGGCUCUGUAGAAGAUCGUUCUGUCACCAUGGCAUUGUUUCAUGCAUUGGCAAGGAUCUCAAGACAUUCAAGGAUUUCAAAGUGAUCGGCUUCGGCCGCAAAGGUCGUAAGAGACUUGUCAUCAAAAAUAUUUUCCGAAAAUCCAAGAGCGUUGAAAUGGAAAAGGAGGAUUUCAAACCGGAGGCCUGCCCUAGGACACCAAGACAGAUACCAGAUGGGAGUCAAAGAAUCUGCAACGUGGCCAGCAGCACUGUGGACACUGGGCACACUAGAAACGACAGUACUACGGGGAAAUGCUGCACUGACAUCCCACAUCCUGGCUCUACUGACAUCCCACCUCCUGGCUCUACUGACAUCCCACCUCCUGACAGCACUGAUACCCCACCUCCUGACAGCACCGCCGAAGCAGCAUCGGAGAAGACAGCCUCGCCUGUUGCUAUGACAACGCCAACUCGGCCGGCCACAGGAAAGAUGUCAAGGAUAUUCAGAGGACUCUUGAUGAGCAGCGGGAAAAAACUCACCAACACCUUGUUCCCCGCAACGCAGAAAGAAGACGACAUAUCCAAGUUUGUGCUCAAAACCAAAAAUCAUACGGACGAAGUGUAUGUGUAUGCCUAUGGUGAGAGCAGUGAGGAAGUGCACUAUCUGCAAGGGUCAUCUCCGCAUGACAGUCACAAUAAUGAGCGCGCUGCCGACAUAGCCAAGCUCUUCUUGCCUGAUGAGUCAGUGGACGAGAAGCAGCGCUGUAAGCGGUCGUUCGGCGAUUACGACCUGGAGAGUUGGAACUGCGAGUGCUUUGCGACGUUCUGCAAAACAACCCAACACCCCGUGGAGGAGAUUGCGGCCAGGGUGAAACAGCUGAAGCGACGCCAGUGCGUAGGCAAGCGGUUCUUGCACGCCAACAGUACCAUUGUGUCACACCAGGUACAUCGGUACUGGGAGAAAGGAGAAAUGUGGAGGGAGACGUUUGAUGAGCCCACCGGGGACACGAGCGAUGAAGAAGAGCCUAGUGGAGACACGAGCGAUGAAGACCAGCCCGAUGGAGACACAAGCGAUGAAGAAGAGAACACUGACAAGGUAACCGGACGAGGCCAAAGAGAUACACGUGAGAGACAAACGGCGCAAGAAGUCGCUCAGGAAGAGUGCCAGAGUAACAAUUCUGUCAGAUGUGUGAGUACAGUGGAAACUAGCCUAUAAAGACCAAUGCCCUAAUCCUGCCACGACAGCAACAAGUGACAUCAUUAUUUUAUGCUUCGGCUGUGUUAGUCCCUAGCGUAUUCCUGGCCAGCACAGCACUACGAUUUCGUUCAUGCUGCUUUGCGCGUUCAUGCUGCUUUGCGCGUUCAUGCUGCUUUGUGCGUUCAUGCUACUUUGCGCGUUUAUUUGCUGCAGUA
Sycon ciliatum is the source of this 1890-nucleotide messenger RNA. RefSeq lists its product as uncharacterized. NCBI's taxonomy places the organism in Eukaryota, Metazoa, Porifera, Calcarea, Leucosolenida, Sycettidae. The transcript has 6 exons. Bases 434 to 1693 code for a protein of 419 amino acids. The record is from RefSeq and is a predicted model, not a curated record.